Molecule: messenger RNA, 859 nt
Organism: Cygnus atratus (black swan)
Lineage: Eukaryota; Metazoa; Chordata; Aves; Anseriformes; Anatidae
Product: heat shock protein 30C-like
Exons: 1
Coding region: 92-700 (202 amino acids)
Biological process (GO): response to heat; protein refolding
Molecular function (GO): protein folding chaperone
Source: RefSeq, a predicted model, not a curated record
GCGAGGAUAAAAACCGCGCGUCCCUGCCCCAGCCCAGCACCGCUCCAGCCCCUGCGCAGAGCUUCGGACGCAGCACAGCCCCGCAGCAGAGAUGCUUUGCCGCCUGCACUUCAUGCCUCCCACCUCUGGGUCCCUAUUCCCAUGGCUGGGACCCGUCCGCACCCUCUGGCCGCAUCCAGGCACCCUCUUCGCUGAGCUGGAGAGAGAAAUACGGAUGGAGAUGGAGAGGGCUCGGCAGUUCAUGAGCAGCUUCGAGCAGCUCCUGAGCAGCGGGAGCAGCCCCGGCCGCGCCAGCAUCACCGCCGAGCGAGCCCCGAGCGCCAGCGCAGCCCUGACCCAGGGCUCCGGGGAGGGUUUCUCCGUCUGCCAGGACGUGAAGGACUUUGCCCCCGAGCAGCUGUCGGUGAAGGUGGUGGGCAGGAAGGUGGUGCUGGUGGGGCAGAAGGAGACGCAGAGCACAGACGAGAAGGGCUCCUUCUCCUACAAGUACGAGGUGCUGAAGCGCGAGUGGGACGUGCCCGAGGAGGUGGACGCCGAGGCCCUGAGCUGCUCCCUGUCCAAGGAGGGGCAGCUCCGCAUCGAAGCCCCCCGGCUGGCCCUGCCGGCCGCCCCGGAGAGGAACGUGCCCAUCCAGAUGCCACCGGCGGUGGCACAGCAGGCGGCCGGCGCGGACGACGGAACCGAGAGGGCCAAGGCGUGAUGGGGAGCGCCGCGGGGCCGGGCUGAGCCCGGCUGCUGGGGCAGCCGCCGGCCGCAGAGCGGGGCCGUGCCGGCCCAACGCGGGUGUGUGUGUGUGUGGGGGGGUCUCUGGCCCAAAGGCGUGGAUUUUUUGAUAUUUAAUAAAUAUUUGUGACUUUUA